GGCAUGGCUACCCUCAAGGACUUGUGCCUCAUACUGCAGCAGUGCACGGAGAAGAUCGGAGAAGAGACCAAAACGGCGCUCAACGACCUAACCAAUUUGAUUACCAGCCAGACAAUGACGGAGGUGAAACUGUCUCUGGAAAAAGCCAAAGACUACCACUACAAGGAGAUCAUGUCGUCGCUGGAGGAGAUCUUAAAGCACGUCAGGCUCGUGCUGUUCCACGAAGAGAAAAUACGGUGGCUGAGCGACGAGCACCACUUCACUCAAGACGAACUCAAGAGGUACUCGUACGUGCAGAGGCAAGUUAACGCUUUUUCCAAAUCCAAGUCGGAGGAGGCGAUCUUCACCAACGUCAAACGAGAGAAACGUCGGGUGGCGUCCGAAGUGUCGAUAGGCACCCUCGAAGCGUGGGAGAAGUACCUCGAUUGUAGGGCCGGCGAGGAACAGAAGGUCGAGGAAGUAAAGAAGCCGGUACCAAAGAGGACCAACUCGGACUCUAGAAGAAGGAAGAAGUUUGUGUCGUCCACGGUGGAAGCGUUCUUGGAAAACAACCAAAGGAGAUACGAUUUGGAUUCUAUAGUCGAAGACGUUGAUGAACGGUUGUGCUCCGUUGAUCUGCAAGUGCAGGACGAGAGUGAUCUUGAAGUUGCGCUAACAGGUAGAGGAGAAGUAGACGACGACAAAGUGGCAAGUGGGAAUGUUGGGAAUGGCCGUGAGCUUAAUAGAAGCGAAGACAAUCACGCUGUCAAUAACGUAAAGCCUAGGAUCGUGGAUGUCAUAUAUAAGCGGAUGCCGUCUUGAGGAUGGUACUAGCCCACUCUCAUUUAUUUAUUUGUAGCUUUAAGA
Messenger RNA from Cylas formicarius (sweet potato weevil), 846 nucleotides. RefSeq lists its product as uncharacterized. Bases 4 to 801 code for a protein of 265 amino acids. The transcript has 2 exons. Lineage: Eukaryota; Metazoa; Arthropoda; Insecta; Coleoptera; Brentidae. The record is from RefSeq and is a predicted model, not a curated record.